AGUGGUGGCAGGAGGAGGAGAAACAGUAGAGAUUCCCGGUCUGGGUUUUUUGCACUUUUUCCCAUAAAUAUUAAUAAUAUUUAUUAAAAAUGUCACCAAAUUUUGAGCCCUCACUCACAUUUUCCAAGCAGUUUAUGAAAAAUUAAAUAAACUUUGUUCUCGUAUGAAGUCUUAAAAUAUGACUUACAUUGGCUUCUCCACCAACCCAAACCCCGUUUUUCGCUGAGACUGGACAUUGGAGAAUGCAGAACAACGAGAUAGCUCUUCCUCAAGACGCCAUCGUUUAGCUGCCUCACUUGCUGGCUUGUAAGUUUCUUGUGAAUCCCAAAUGCUGUUGUUUUUAUUGUGCAUGUGCCCUGCUUCUGCUGUAGAAUCGCUUCUGUUGAUUUCUGGCUUUUGGGUGUUGUAAAAGGGCUUUUGGUUUGUUCCUGUUGAAAUUUUUGGUAUCUGGGUUCCGUUUGUUUUGGGGUUUUGAUCCUCAGAAGUGCUUUUGCAUUUCUGCUGGCUGCUGGGGUUUUUGUUGAGUAUAAUAUUUUGUUGGUGGGUUUCUUCUAAGCCGGGUUUCUUGGAUUUGGUCUGCCCAAUUUGAGACAAGUUAUAUCAAAUUGGUGUUUUUUUUUUUUUUUUUUUUUUAAAUUUUGUGGAAGCAAAAGUGCUUUUAGUGAGAUUGUUAUUUGGAUCUGCAGUAUUAGUUUUUUAUUAGGGUUUUUGAACCAUUAAGGAAGGAAAUGGAAUUUGCUACUGCCAAACCCCUUAAACCCUCCUCAAACAUAUCUGAUAUUGUCUCCAAGUUUGCCAAAGUUUGCAAGUUGAGAUCCAUUGGUGUGUUUUCGGCCGAAAACUCAGAUCAGAGCCAACAACCCAACAACCCCAACGUUAGAAAUGCACACUUGGGUGAGGAUAGCAGCGAUGUGACGGAGGAGACGGAUUGUGAUGGGGUGAAAAUCCAUCCCCAUCCCGUGGAAGUUACAAGAACAAGCGAUAAGCUUGGGGAUGUGGAGUUAUCCAAGUUGUUUGACAUUGUUUCGGCUUUGAAAUUAGCUUAUGUUCAGCUUCAGCAAGCUCAUUUGCCCUAUAACCCGAAGAAGAUUGUAGCUGCAGACGAACAUUUUAUGACUGAGCUUGAAGCGCUCUGCAAGAUGAGGAGCGCGUAUAAGGAGAAGCAAUGUAUGAAGCUCAAGUCUGAUCCCUCUCGGUUGGAUAUCCUGAAGAAGAAGGUUGAACUGAAUGAGAAGCUACUGGACGAGUUGAAGUUUCAAAUGGAAGUUAAGAACUCUGAUAUACUCUGCGUGCAGAAAGAGCUCGGGGAUUUGGCUAUGGCGAAUGCGGCACUAGCUGAAAAGGUAAAGCAGGUAAGUUUGCAGAGGAAGAAUGUAAGGGUGUGGAACAUUGCAACAUUUCAGGAUGCUUUCAGAGCUGCUUCGAAAUCCAUUCAUGAUUUUGCGAAGCCAUUAAUUAGCUUGAUGAAAGCUUCAGGCUGGGAUUUGGAUGUUGCGGCAAGGGCAGUGGAAGUGGAAGCUAGGUAUUCGAAAAGGGCCCACAAAAAGUAUGCAUUUGAAGCCUACAUUGCUAAGAGAAUGUUUUAUGGAAUGUCAUUGAAAUCUUGCAAUGUGGAUGGAAUCAUGAGACAUGAUGACCCUAUCGAUGCCCUGAUAGAGAAACCAGAUUCCGACUUUGCCAGAUUCUGCGGAGAAAAGUAUCUGCUAGUUGUUCAUCCAAUGAUGGAAGCUAGUUUUUUUGGGCAUCUGGAUAACAGGACACUUGUAUUGAGCGGAAAGCAUCCGAGGACUUCAUUCUACCAAAUAUUCGCUAGAAUGGCAAGGUGCGUUUGGGUGUUACGUGGCAUUGCAGCUUCGAUAGAUUCUGAAGCAAAAAUGUUCGCUGUCAAAAGAGGAAGUAAGUUCUCUGAUGUCCAUAUGGAGUCUGUGGAGGAAGACGGGGAAGGUGCAGCUGUGUUGGGUGAACGGCAAGUGGAGUUUAUGGUCAUGCCCGGAUUUAGAAUUGGGGAAACAAUUGUGAGGUCUCGGGUGUAUGUUUCAAAACCAAAAAUGUAACCGUCGUUUGGUAACGUUUACAGUUCACUGGCUAACUGGUAAUUCAGCUGAACCUAACUUCUGUUAUGAAAAUGUUAAUAGUUAAUUUAGUCGAGAGAAAUUAUCAGAGUUUUCCAA
This is a messenger RNA of Pyrus x bretschneideri (Chinese white pear), 2171 nucleotides long. Its product is annotated as protein GRAVITROPIC IN THE LIGHT 1-like. The transcript has a single exon. The coding region runs from base 729 to 2054 and encodes 441 amino acids. Gene Ontology annotation, biological process: negative gravitropism; response to red or far red light. Lineage: Eukaryota; Viridiplantae; Streptophyta; Magnoliopsida; Rosales; Rosaceae. The record is from RefSeq and is a predicted model, not a curated record.